AAAGACCACAGUGAGUUCAGCCAGCAUCAGAAACACGGCAAGCACGUCAAAGAGGCUCGGUUGACAAAGAGAACGGUGAACCCCAACUCGUUUGUGGAGCUGUCUGUGGAUAAAGACGUGCAGAAGAGCAAGGUGGUGUACGCGUCCAAAGACCCCGUGUGGGAGGAGGGCUUCACGUUCUUUGUGCACAACAUCAAAACACAACAGCUCCAAGUGCAGGUGAAGGAGCCAGAGAAGAAGACUCCUCUGGGCGUCCUGACUCUUCCUCUGAGCCGCCUCCUGCACAUCUCCAACAUGACCCUGGACCAGCGCUUCCUGCUGGAGAGAUCAGGCGCUACAAGUCAGAUCAAACUCAAGGCCACGCUCAGGAUCUUGAAGGAGCACUUCACCUACUCCCUGUACAUGAACGUGUGCCGCUCUCUGUUCGAAAAGGACAAGCUCCUCUUCUCCUUCUGCCUCACCAUCAACCUCCUCAUGCACAACAAACUG
This is a messenger RNA of Boleophthalmus pectinirostris (great blue-spotted mudskipper), 489 nucleotides long. Its product is annotated as extended synaptotagmin-2-like. The annotation marks the transcript as partial. The transcript is spliced from 5 exons. The record is from RefSeq and is a predicted model, not a curated record. Gene Ontology annotation, biological process: lipid transport. NCBI's taxonomy places the organism in Eukaryota, Metazoa, Chordata, Actinopteri, Gobiiformes, Gobiidae.